Malania oleifera is the source of this 1942-nucleotide messenger RNA. RefSeq names its product transcription factor bHLH123-like. NCBI's taxonomy places the organism in Eukaryota, Viridiplantae, Streptophyta, Magnoliopsida, Santalales, Ximeniaceae. The record is from RefSeq and is a predicted model, not a curated record. Gene Ontology annotation, cellular component: nucleus. Gene Ontology annotation, biological process: regulation of transcription by RNA polymerase II. Gene Ontology annotation, molecular function: protein dimerization activity; DNA-binding transcription factor activity, RNA polymerase II-specific; RNA polymerase II cis-regulatory region sequence-specific DNA binding. The coding region runs from base 128 to 1525 and encodes 465 amino acids. The transcript is spliced from 7 exons.
UUUGUACAACAGAGCUCAUAACCAGCGAACAAGCCCCGCGAGCAAGAGAAGAAAUUAAGACGCAGAGAGGAAUUUAAGAGAUUGGAAAACCACCCAACCUCCGAAGAUUUUAUAUUUUGUGGACAAUAUGGCGGAAGAAUUUCAGGCGGGGGUUUGCGGCGGCAACUGGUGGGCCAAUUCGUCGAGGUCGUCGCCGUGCACGGCGGAGCUAAACGAGAUGGGAAACUUCGGGUGGUCGUCGGAGAUGGUGGGCAUAAAACCAAGGUCUGAUUGCGAUGACUCUGCAGCUUCCGUUUCUGAUGGCGGCUCCAUACUCUUUCCGGACAUCCAUAAACCUCAGCCGCCGGAUGCCGCCUCCUCCACCGCCGGCUCCGGCGGCGUCUUGAUUGAUUCCACCCUGCAGAUGUUAGGUUUCAACCUUUCUUCCUCAGCAACAACACCAGAUUGGAACCAAACUCUACUCCGAGGAAGUGGGGCGAGGUCGGAGAGCAGUUUUCACUCCAUGCUGCAGGAAGAUAUGAGUGCCUCAAGGUUGAAUUCCCCUCAAAUCCAAAUUUCUAGUGGCAGCGAAGAAUCAACAAUAAAUUCAUUUAAGCCCUUAAACAUUCAAGGAUUUUCUUUAGACCAGCAGCAGUUAAAUCCUGCAAGCAACUCCACCAACGAUUGCGCAGCCACUUGUCAGGGCUUAUCCACGGGAUUUUCCAUGGGUUCGGCUUCUUAUGUGUACCCAUCAACACUAAUGUUACAGAAUUUAAUCGAACCCGAACCUCAGCCGCAGCAAUCCCUUUUCGAUAAUCGCUCCAUGGGCUAUCCGUCGAUGGCGAAUUAUCGUGCAGACACCAAUGAACUCAUACCUACCUGGCCUAAAAGCUCUUCAUUUCUAAAACCCUCAUUGCCAAAACUUCAACCCAGUGGCCAUUUGCACUUCUCCAACAACGCAACCUACUGGAAUGCCUCUGCUGCAACUGCAACCGACGUUAGAGCUAGCCACAGCUUUUUUCCUCCGUCACAGCCGCAGUUCCUCGCGCCGACAUUUGAAGAAAAACCCAGUUUGCCAAACCUUCCAAUGAAGGCAAACAGUGACGAAGUUCGAGACUCGGGAUCUAUGUUGAAGAAAAGCAGCAGCGAAACGCCAUUCAAAAGACCCCGAAUUGAAACGCCAUCGCCAUUGCCAACUUUUAAGGUCCGGAAAGAGAAGCUUGGGGACCGAAUAACUGCGCUUCAGCAAUUGGUCUCACCUUUCGGAAAGACUGAUACAGCUUCAGUUCUCCAUGAAGCAAUUGAGUACAUCAAGUUCCUGCAUGACCAAGUUAGUGUUCUGAGUACUCCAUACAUGAAAAGUGGAGGUCCCAUUCAGCACCAACAGACAUGUGCAUCGGAUAAGCUGAAGGAGCCUGCAGAAGGGCCUAAGCAAGAUUUGAGAAGCAGAGGGCUGUGUCUGGUGCCAAUCUCAAGCACUUUCCCAGUGGCUAAUGAGACUACAGCAGAUUUUUGGACCCCAACAUUUGGUGGAACCUUCAGAUAGAGACCAUAUAUAUAUAUAUAUAUAUAUAUAUAUAUAUAUAUGAUGAGAAAAUUGAAGCAGAGAGAUCUCAGUUAACUACUCUCUACUACCCUAUAUACACACAAUUUAACUUCAGAGAUAUUACUGUUGUAGCUAAACACUACGUACAGAAGAAGGGAAAGGCUGGUGAAAAGGCAGAACAGAAAGCAAAAGAGAAAGAAAAGGAAAGUGAGGCUUCCGAGGACGGACAGGCAAAGGCAAAGCCGGGGCCAUGGGUACAGGCAGAAUGAUAUGAUGUAGGUUAGCUAUGUACCAAAUAUUUUGGGUAGCUAGCUAGCUAGCUAGCUGCUGGGGACCUUCAGUACUUUAGGACCAUAUAAGAAAUUAAUAUAUAUAGGGGGAGUGUAAUAAUCAAUGUAUUAUUUGAUAGUAGCCCGA